UGCUCCCAGCUGUGCAGCUGUGUGGGACAAGCCUGCGCUGCUUUCUAGACAACUUGCUCGGAGACGGAGCCCGGCCGGGAAAUAAAGGCUCUAUUUUGGACCUUGGUCUCUAGUGGUCUUGCUUGCUUCUGCCUUACAACAUUUAGGGGUUCGUUCGUGAUUGGAAGGAGACACUCAGACCUCGCCUAGAGGGAUGUUUCCUUGAGGGGCGGCCACCCAGGAAGCUUUCCUUGGCCAUGGGGGAUCCUUUCCCUUGGCCCAACGCAGCAGGAUUCUGAGAGUCCUGAGACAAGCCACUGGAGAAAUGUGUCAUGGCUUUUCUGAAAACUCAACAGAGGAUCUGCUGAGGAACCACCUCCCUUUCGUGCCCUAGGUGAUUAGACUUUGUGCUCCUCUCCCAUCUGCUUUUAGCAUCAUGCCGGCCAUCUUUGAACGUGAUGUCAAGAAUCUGCUCAAACAGUUGGGAAGAAAAGAGCUGAGGCCUGUUAACUGCCUGAAGAGUGCUUUCAAAUUCUGCCAGUUUAAUGUGAUACGGACUCGGAAGCCUAAAUUUCUCUCACAGUUUUGGAAACAGCCUGACAUUCCAACUGAAUUCUCCCUCCUUGACAUCCUGGAACCAAAUCCUUCAGUCCCAGAAACUGCUGUGAUGGGGCCAUUUGUCUACAGUGACAACCUGGCCCAGGAGCUGAAGGGUGACAUGGCUGUGGGUGUAGGGACUGGGCUACAGAUGGGAGUAUCAGUGGAGGCUGGUCAGUCCCACGUGUCCUCCCUCAACUUUCAUAUUAUCAACGUGCCGAUACAAACCUGGACAGAACUUCGCCUGAGGAAACGUUUGGACCCUGAACCAUGGUUUCUGAAGCAGUGUCGGGAAAGAGAGGAGCAACUCUACGUGGUGACAGAGGCUGUGGAAGUCACCAAUAGCCCCGUGCUGCACAGCAGUAAGAGUGUCAAGGGCCUGGGAAAAUGUUCCAACACUUGGGAUCCGCUUGCCAAGGUUCAAGGCCAGGUAGAGUGUCUUAAUAUGGGAAAGGAGACAUUGGUUUUACCACAAGGCACGGUGAUGGCUUAUCAGAGGAAGAAGCUGAUUAUCAAGAAGGAUGGCUGGGAUAUUCUUCUCAUCACAGAUGAUGAUGAUAAGCAGAAAACCUUUCAAGAUGCAGAGGGAGAGAGACUGACAGGCUGGAUGUCCCCUCAAGUCAAGCCCUGCCAAGCUCAAACACAUCCUCACAAUUUACCAACAAGACAUGGCUCCUUUUGGAUCUCCAUGAAAACUCUGCGGACUACAGAAGUACAGGGUAAUCUCCCCAUUUCCCCUUUAAGCCUUUACUCUACUGCAGAUUUCCAGUGCCUACAAAAAGAGGUUGCUCGUGAGAUGGAAACACUGGCACAGUUGUCAAAGGAUGUUCAGGGUGUUAUAUUCAAUGAUAUUCUGGCUGUGCGUGGGAGUUGAGAAGCUCUACAGGACCUCAUGGACAAGCUGGAAGAGUACCCGGUGGGCAAUUUGGAUGGUCCUGGUCGCGACAUUCUAAAUGAGAUACAAAAGGCAGCAAGUCAUGGAAGAAGUCUAAUGGCCAGUCUAAAUGUCUGCAUCCUUUACAUCCUUGGAGCCAUGAUGGUUCUAACUGACACUCAACAUGACCUGCUGGUUCAGUCCAUGAAGAAGAAGAUCCUGCCGCAUCAGCGGGAGCUGGUCAGGAGCAUCCUGGAGCCCAACUUCAACCACGCUGAUAGCGUCUCCUUUGCCUUUAGACCCGAGCUCCUUGCCGCAGUGCAGGGCGAGAGUCUGACCAUUACUUACGGGCUGCUAGAGGAGUGUGGCCUGGAUAUAGAGCCCAAUAGCCCCAGAUCAGUGUGGGUUCCGGAGGCCAAGGAGUCCCUGUGUGCUCUGUAUGGGUGUCUUUCAAUACUGCAGCAGCUGGCUGAGGCCUGAACGGUGUGUGUGUGUGUGUGUGUGUGUGUGUGUGUGUGUGUGUGUGUGUGUGUGUGUGAUGGGGGGGUGGGAGGAGCAAGGGAGAAAUCAGUCCUGCCCACCUUGUCUCCGCCUGUCUAUAUUGCGUGUGUCCUGGAGGGCAUGGGGCAUCCAGAGGAAGUAGGUUUCUGUCUCUCUGACUUUCAGGGAGUGAACAAGGACUGAAAAAAUGUUCUGCAUGAUCAGAAAAUUCUUAUCUUACACAACUUUAAAAAAUUUUUUUCUUUAUUGGGGAAUUAAUGUUUUACAUUCUACAGUAAAUACAAUAGCUUGUACAUGCAUAACAUUUCUCAUUUUUCCAUAUAACAAUACAACCCCCACUAGGUCCUCUGAAGGACCUGUAUUCCCCCCCCCCAACCCCAGAGUCAUUUACUUUGGUGCAAUACACCCAUUCCAUCUUACACAACUUUUGAGCAUCUCUCCAACUCAUGAACCAGUGUCCUAUAGAUAGUACAGAGGACUUCAUUGUUUGUGAAUCUGACACAAAGACAAUGUAAAGCAAUAUUGAGCUAGUCAAAAUACGCAUUAUCGAUCAUUCUGAGGGACGUAUACACAGCUCUGCGUCAAGUUAAACACCAGUAAGUUCAAAAUGCAUAAAAAUAAGAUGGAUUGAUGAGAUGGUGGAAUGACAGAUAAAUGACUAAGGAAAUGUGGGAGAACAUUAAAUGUUCUUAACUGGGUAACUGGGCGUGAGCUAUAUGAGAAUUUACUUUUAUUCUCGAUAUAUUUUGUUAACCUAAAAUUAUUUAAAUAAAAUCUUCCCAUAACCCA
Molecule: messenger RNA, 2740 nt
Organism: Erinaceus europaeus (western European hedgehog)
Lineage: Eukaryota; Metazoa; Chordata; Mammalia; Eulipotyphla; Erinaceidae
Gene: GSDMC
Product: gasdermin C
Exons: 11
Biological process (GO): pyroptotic inflammatory response; defense response to bacterium
Molecular function (GO): phosphatidylinositol-4-phosphate binding; phosphatidylserine binding; phosphatidylinositol-4,5-bisphosphate binding
Source: RefSeq, a predicted model, not a curated record